Molecule: messenger RNA, 2390 nt
Organism: Adineta steineri
Lineage: Eukaryota; Metazoa; Rotifera; Eurotatoria; Adinetida; Adinetidae
Source: the annotation of a GenBank genome assembly
AUGACCAGACAGGUGGAUAAUAUUCCGUUUCAACGUUUUUGUAAUGGUAUCAACCAAUCCAUUUACAACGAUAAUUCUGGACAAUAUUAUAAUGAUGAGUUCGAAUGUGAAGAGUGGUUAUGUGACAAUAUGUAUGCACGUUGCGACGGCUUUUGGGCAUGUGCCGAUGGACGCGAUGAGAACAAUUGUAGUCAAACAAAAUGUCGUUCGGGAACUCACGCCUGUGUAGAUCGUCUCAAUUUUACAGUAAUCUGUUUACCUCACAAACGUGUUAAUGAUGGAGAAGAUAACUGUCUCGGAGCAUCCGACGAACAACACGAAUGUCAAAGGAUCUAUCCUCCGAGCGAAGUUCCUAAACGCUUUCGCUGCUUGAAAGAUACAAUGUGUUUGGUACCAUCAGAAUUAUGCAACAACAAUAAUGAUUGUCCACUUCAUGAUGAUGAAAAAUUCUGCAAAACUCAUCAGUUCAACUGUACCAACGAUUCAACAUACAAUCGCAGUGAAAUAGAAGAAGUUCUUUGCGGGCUGAGUGAACAGAAAAAUCGAAGAAGACAGUAUUUUUCUCUUCAUACAUCAUCUAACUAUCCUUCGUUAGGAAAUACCGUCGUCGAUGAAAGUUUGUAUUGGUCAACAGAACGACAUUCUAUCGAGAAUAUCAAUAUAGAUCUCAGUGAAGAUAACCUAUGGCCAUGGUAUUGCAAUCGCGGACUCGCUGUUGAUACUUGGGUCACAAAUAAUAACUUUGAGAAGAUGUGCAUGUGUCCACCAAGUUACUAUGGCCAUUUAUGUCAAUAUCAAAAUCAACGUAUUAGCCUAACAUUACAUCUGAGUUCAGUUGAUCGACAUGCUACUUAUGCGAUUAUUAUUAUGUUAAUCGAUGAUAAUGAUGAACGACAAGAGAUUCAUGCAUACGAUCAAUUCGUAUACAUAACAAAGGAAAGUUGCAGUACUAAAUUCGAUCGAUAUUUAUUAUUCCCUACACGGCCAAAAGACUUGUCCAAGAACUACAGCAUACGUAUUGAUGCAUUCGAAAAAAACAGCAUAACGUAUGUUGGAAGUUGGCACUUUCCCAUUACAUUUCUUUUUUUACCUGUCAAUCGAUUAGCUAUUUCGUUGAUUUUAUCAAAUCAUAUUAUUCCGAUCUCAUCCAAUUGCUUCAUUACUUGCAACAAUGGUACUUGUGUAAAGUACUUAAAUAAAGAAAAAUAUAUCUGUCGAUGCCACUCUCAAUGGACAGGCAUACAAUGUAAUAUCCCAAUAAAUCGUCAAAUGUGUUCACAAGAUUCAUUUUAUUUGGGAUUAGUAAAUAAUGAAUCAAUAUGCGUAUGUCCAUUACAUAAGUUUGGCUCACAAUGUAUGUUCACAUCAGCAUAUCCAACUAAUAUUUGUCAAAAUAAUGGUCAAUAUAUACCGGCUGAUGUGACUACUCCUGACAGCAGUUAUACUUGUGUUUGUCCUGAUCAAUUUUUUGGUAUAAACUGUCAAUAUGCUAAGGUGAAACUCGAUGUUUCUCUAAUUGAUAUGCAUAUUCCAUCGUAUAUUGCGGCUUACUUCUUCACACUCUCCAACAAGUCUGAUCCGAUGCAGGCAAUUAUACUUCGAAAAUUGACCCUUUUUCAAGAUACUGCUACCUUUCACAUUUCAGUACCAUUUCAUAUGGCAAUUAUACAAUCGAGUAACAAAUAUUAUCUUGCUGUACUUCAACAAUCUCUGCAUACGAAUAUCACAACAUCAAUUCGUCCUUCACAGGAGUGUAUUCCUGCUGAACUGUUAUUGAAUUCUACAGUGAUGAAAAUGGUUCCGUAUCGACGAAUAAUAUUCUUCCAUAUUCUUUGUCAUACACAUACUAAUCUUAUGUGUUUCAUCGAUCCCGCCUAUUUAUGUUUGUGUACCAAUGAUCAUCAUGCUAAUUGUAUGGAAUUCAAACGUGAUAGAAAUUUUCAAUGUUCAUUGAUGAAACAUUGUGCAAAUGGAGCACAAUGUGUGCAGGAUCAUCCAAUCUGUCCAUCUACAAGAAUUUGUAUAUGUCCAGCUUGUUUCUUGGGCGAUGAAUGCCAAUUUUAUGCAAAAGCUCUUGGCUCAACAUUAGAUGAAAUAUUGGGUUAUGAAUUAAAACGCAACACAAUAUUAUCUAAACAACCAAUCACAGUGAUAGUGAGUGCUACUAUUACAAUGAUAAUAUUUGCCGUAGGAUUCAUUAACUGUAUUUUAUCAAUAAUCGUUUUUGCAAGACAAACAUCGCAAAAAGUUGGCUGUGGCAUUUAUCUUCUCACUGCGUCAAUCACUUCAUUAGCAAUUAUGAUAUUAUUCACAUUGAAAUUUUGGUUGCUUUUCCUCUCUUUUCAAUCGAUUUUAGAACAACGUGGUUUACAAAAUAUUCUUCUUUUAAA